GUAGUGGAGGGCGAGCGGGAGGUGGUCGGUCAGCAUGCACGUGCACCUUAUCCGAACGAAAAAGAAAGUGACGACUGGAUAACGCCGAUUGGAUAGAAUCGGUCGGACCCUGACACGUCGGACAGCGGUUCUGCGGGUUGUGCGUCAAGCUGCAGCAGGGAGAGAUCGGGAGAGGAGGGGAGGGAGGAGGUGCUGCAUUGGGCGCGAGUCUGCAUAGUUUGGCGGAGAGAGAGAGAGAGAGAGAGAGAGAGAGAGAGAGAGAGAGAGAGAGAGAGAGAGAGAGAGAGAGGCUUUCGUGGCCGUUCGAUCAAUCAUGGAGGCGAUGGCGGCUGGUGGGAUAUGCGCGGCGUCGUACGUGGCAUCAUCCACCACGUCAUCCGCUGCGGCUGUAAAAUUGGCGGGAGAAAAGAAGAGUGGGAUCUCGUUGAACAGUCGGCCCCCACGUGGCUGCUUCGUCUGCCACCGCCGGUCAUCGUCCUUGCCCGUCGUUAGGCUCCCUGCGUCGGGAUCCCGGUCAGGACUCACUCUCUCCCGGCCUCGGAGAUCGAAUGCCACGUGGCAGACGCUUACGUUGCCCACGUGGAGAUCAAAGCGUCUCGAUGUGAGGUCAAUGGCGACCACGGAGGAGGUGGAGGCAGAGAAGGAGCUUGUGGAAACCGAUACGAUGGAAAGAAUGGACAAGGCUCUGGAUUCGCUCCGUGGCAACUUCAACUCUGUGAGAACAGGCCGGGCCAGCCCUGCGCUCCUGGACCGUAUUGAGAUAGAGUAUUAUGGCUCGCUUUGCAGCUUAAAGACCAUCGCACAAAUCAACACUCCUGAUGGAAGCACCUUGAUGAUUACACCCUUUGACAAGGCAAGUUUGCAGAGUAUAGAGAGAGCUCUUUUGCAGUCUGAUCUGGGAUUGACACCGAGCAACGAUGGCACAGUCAUCCGGCUGAACAUUCCACAGCUAACGCAAGACAGACGGAAGGAAUUGUUAAAAACAGUUGCGAAGCUGGCGGAAGAGGCGAAGGAUAUCAUGACGGUCUGAAGAUUGCAUUCUUUGUCGAGUCUUGAGCCGUGACCAGUAUUAUGAUAGAGGACCGUCGGAUGGUGCGAAACCAGCCUUCGAGUCAUAUACUGGAAGGAGAGUGACAGCAAAAACUGCACUCUGCGGCAAUAUUAUGCCUAAAGCUGUGCCCGUAUUCUACAGCAAGCCGUCGAUUAUAUUGUGCAAGGGAGGACGGAAAAACAGAGGGGCAAUACGGCAAAUCCUGCACUGUGAGGGGUGAGCAAUACUGCAAAGAUGCGCACCCUCCACUGUGAGGGGCUGUCUUUACGGCACUGGGGUGAGAAGCGGAGGACAAAUACGUCACAUCGAAUCAGAUUAGGGGGGUCCCAAUUUUAGGGGGGGGUUGAGGGGGUCGAAUUUCCCAACCCGUCUUAAUGCUUGAUGGUAUUAGUUCCUAUGCCUUGUGUCUGUUUAGUAGUCAAAAUAUUUCUGGCAGCUGGUUGGUGGGAAUGAGGAGGAGUUGUGGCCCUUGUGGGCGUAUGCGCUGUGGCAGCUGCUGCCAGGAAUCACUCCUUCGGAGCUGACCGACCAUAAUAAUCAGAUGUGCAACACUAGUUAAAGAUAUCCUUUGCCUUUCUAUUUUAGGAAAAUCUUCUUGGUAGCAAGUAGGUCUCAAUGAAUAGAGAGCAGUGAUGAGCACAGCCUACUUUUCUUUUUGCAUCGCCAAAUCGCUGUUUUUUUUUGUUUUUUUUUCAGUCUCCAAAUUUGAGGUGAUUGUUUAUGAUGAUUCCUCCUAUUUCGGCACGGCUGUCUUUUUUCCCCUCCGAAAUAUAAAUGAGUGAUAAAGAGUCUUAUUUUUA
Messenger RNA from Chara braunii, 1851 nucleotides. Lineage: Eukaryota; Viridiplantae; Streptophyta; Charophyceae; Charales; Characeae. The record is from the annotation of a GenBank genome assembly.